CACGCCACCGACACCCGCACUCUGCUCCUGCACUGCACCAGCUUUUCUCCGCCAUGGCCACCACCAACGGCGUGCCCUCCCGCCGCCGGCCGCACGUCCUCGUCAUCCCCUUGCCGUCGCGGGGCCACCUCCUGCCUCUCCUCGACUUCGCGCACCGCCUGUCCACCCGCCACGGCGUCCCCCUCACCGUCGCCGUCACCUCCUCCAACCUCCCGCUCAUCUCCGCCUUCCUCGCAUCAACCCCCCUCGCCGCUGCCCUCCCAAUUGAGUUCCCGGACGCCUCCUCCCCGGAGCAUUCCAGCCACCGGCCGCCACCGGGAAGCCACCACGCGCUCCUCGCCAUCCACCUCCCCGGCUUCCGCGAGCCGCUCCUCUCCUGGGCGCGGUCUCACCCAGAUCCUCCCACGGUCGUCAUCUCCGACUUCUUCCUCGGAUGGGCGCAGCACCUCGCCGACGACCUCCGUGUUCCGCGGAUCGUGUUCUACGCCAGCGGCGCGUUCGCCGUCGCCGCGCUCGAGCACCUCUGGAAGGGUGUACUGCCGCUGGAUCCCAACAGCUCACCGGUCGUCGUUCUUGACUCUCUCCCUGGGUCCCCGGCUUUCCCUUACGAUCACGUGCCGUCGGUGGUGAAGAAAUACGUCGCCGGCGAUCCGGACUGGGAGUUCGUGCGGGAAGGCUUCCGGCUCAACGCCACAGCCUGGGGAGCGGCGGUGAACACGUUUGACGAGAUGGAGAGUGAGUUCUUGGAGUGCCUGAAACGGUUCUUUGGCCACAGCCGCGUCUGGGCGGUCGGCCCGGUCGCCGACUCCGGCUGCCGCCGAGCGGAGAGGUCGCCGGAAGCAGAGCAGCUAUUCUCCUGGCUCGACGCGUGUCCCCCGCGUUCGGUGGUCUACGUCUGCUUCGGGACCAUGUACAAGCCGCCUCCGGCCCAGACGGCGGCGCUGGGCGCCGCGCUGGAGGCGAGCGGCGCGCGGUUCAUCUGGGCGGUGGGAGCGGGCGUCGCCGUGCUGCCGGAGGGGCUGGAGGAGAGGACGGCCGAGCGUGGCCGCGUCGUGCGCGGCUGGGCGCCGCAGGUGGACAUCCUCCGGCACCCCGCCGCGGGCGCGUUCCUCACGCACUGCGGCUGGAACUCCACCCUGGAGGGCGUCGCCGCCGGGGUGGUGCUGCUCGCGUGGCCGAUGAUGGCCGACCAGUUCAUCGACGCGCGGCUCGUGGUCGACCUGCACGGCGCCGCGGUGCAAGCCGCGGAGGGCGCGGCCGCCGUGCCCGACCCGGGGACGCUCGCGCGCGUGUUCGCGGACGCCGUGGACGGGACGAAGUGGGCGGACGUGAGAGCCAAGGCUAGCGCGCUCGCCGCGGCCGCCGCCGAGGCCUCGGAGGAAGGCGGCAGCUCGUGGGUCGCCUUGGACGGCAUGGUGAAGGAACUGGAGACUGCAUAUGCAUCUCCCCUUCCGAUUGAUCAUCGGUGAAAUUCGCGCCAUUGCGGCGUUCUCGCGCCAUUCCGUGAGAGCGCGUGUCGCUGUCACUGUCAGAGUCAGACUGCAUGGCACGGCAGAUCAUGGCAGAGUCUGAUCGCGUACUGCAUCUCCACGUUUGCUUGUCUUUGAGGUGUUCCGCUGGCCUGACGAACAAGUAAUUCUUGGUGUACGCUUAUUGCCGAAAAUGCUGGUAGUAUAACUGAUUUAUUAUUUUUCUUUUACCUGAGAAUUGCAUUCGUAAUUAUUUUGCUCAAGCCUGUCAGUUUCCGGUCAAAAAAUAUUAGGAGAGGCCGAACGAAAGAGAAUUGUUUCUAGCAUUUCCUUCUCUUCAUUAAUACUAGAAAUUUUGU
Messenger RNA from Oryza brachyantha (malo sina), 1828 nucleotides. Its product is annotated as flavonol 3-O-glucosyltransferase UGT89B1-like. Gene Ontology annotation, molecular function: UDP-glycosyltransferase activity. The coding region runs from base 54 to 1469 and encodes 471 amino acids. The transcript has a single exon. NCBI's taxonomy places the organism in Eukaryota, Viridiplantae, Streptophyta, Magnoliopsida, Poales, Poaceae. The record is from RefSeq and is a predicted model, not a curated record.